UCACUUUUAUGCAGCUUUGGUGGUUAUCUCGUCCUGUCCUGCACGAACUGUACGCAUAGGCUUUUCAGUUCUUGCUCUCUUGCCUGCAGACAAGCAGAGAGAGGCAGGGGAGAGGAGAGAGUAAGGAGGAGGGAGAGGGUAUAGCAAAUGAGGUGUGGGUAAAAAUUAUGGGCGACUAGAAAAGAGAGCAGUAAGCCCAUCCCUGGAAAUGGAGAGAAAGAGGGUGGGGGGAGAGACUGAGAGAGAGAGAGAGAAAUUAUACAGUGUAAAAUCCAGAAGAUUUCAGCUUUAGUAGUAGUGUAGUGCAGCGUGCAGAUCAGCAGGAUCCCUCACCGCUGGGGAACAGCCGCCUUUUGUGUUUCCCCCCGCUGCAGUGGGGGGAGUGCAUUUACCGUCGCGCCCAAGGGGAGAAGCCAAGAAGUAUCCUCCAAUCAGCCGUUAGUGAUUUCUCUCAUCUUGUGAGGCUGCUCAUGGUGAUUUAUCACUGACCUGAGACAGGCGCCACACUCUGCUCCACAAUCUAACCACCUGGAAUACUCACCAUGGUUUUUAGGUUUUUAUUUCUCUUCUUAAACACAAAUACCGUCCUGUGGAUAUUUCAAAUAGAAUGACCAGCAGACAAAAGGAGGAUUAAAAUGGACUGAAUUUCCUUCUUUUUUUUUCUUCCUUCUGCAGACUGAAGAUGGACUAACUUUUACAGGUGGACUUGUGCCUUAUCAGGACAUCCUUUUAUCCUCUGUACUUUAAUAGAAGGGAAUUUUUUUCAGAAUUAUUUGUCAUUUCAUACCAUAUGUAGCUCUGUUAUUCUGAAAGCAUGACAAGCAGGGGAUGAUCCUGGACACUGCACUGCAAUAAUCAUGUAGGAUUGGUACUCAGGUAGAAAAAUGUACAUAUAUGGUGAUGGGCAGAAGAUAGAGAUGGAGAGAAAGGAUGACAGUUGGAGCAUACCUGCCCGCUGAGCAUGUCUGACACCUCACUGUAGCUUGAUUAGCACCUACUCUGCAGAGUUUGUCUAUCAGGUUGUCGUUUCCCAAGUUUUCAUGCUUCUCAUGUGAAAAAAAGUGUUAUGGGAGUGUGCCUGUGUGUGUCAGAGUAUAUGACUGCGAGUGUGUGUGUGUGUGGUUUGCGUUAGGAGCCAGGGUCUAGGAUUACACUGCGUCUGCAAAGGAUACAGGUGUAGUGGAGCCUUGAAUGAGGAUUAGCUGCUCUAACACCUUGUCGCUGGCAGCACACAGAGCGAUGGACCUUUCAGACAAGGCUCUCAAGCUACGACCACACUGAGUUAUUCUCGCUGGAGGAUUACAGAUAAAGGUUUAACCAACACGAUGAGACCUAGAGGGCAGGAGAGGGGACAGGAAGACAGCAGAGAAAGUUAGAAUGAAAUUCAGUUUCCUUUUUAUUGCAGGUUAUCCUUGAGGGAUGCAGACUGAGGCUAAUCUUAGAGGGAGUGGGAGUUGCUAUCAAUAGACGGAGGUCAUUUAUAAUAGCGGAAGGACAAUUAAAACAUCAAAACAUGAGAGAAUGAGCUUGAGUUUCAGUGAAUAUUGUGAUUAUCUCUACAUGUUGAUAAAAAUGCCUGCAUAAAUGAAAUCAUUGGAUUAGUAAAGUAAGUAAACAUUGAUGGUAUUUGUGAUAAACAGUCUUGAUUUCACCAAUAACCCAGCACAAAAUCCAAUCGAUCCGUGACUAUUGAUUUCUCCACCGAGGCAGGAUAGAGUCUUGUCUGAUCUCUGUUUAAGAGGUCACUAAUUUAAUUAUAGUCCGUCAUUCAGUCUCAGCCUAGAGCAGUCAUCCAGAGUGCUGAGUAUGCUGUGGCUUAGAGAAUCGAUGGUCUAAUACUUUUUAUGAUAUCUGACAACAGAGCAGAUAAAUAUAAUACGUUUCUGCUGCAGUCUACUAUAAUAAUAUAUACAAAGCUACAGUUUGGGCAUGUUUUAUUUACGUGUCUUGUAUUAUUUGGAGAGGCAGUAUGAACGAUGACUUCUCAAAGUGAUGGCAGUUCUGCUGACACAGUUACAGGAAAUUUGGCAGCUUGUUUGUGUAGUGAGGCUUGUAGUUGAAAACGGCGUGUGUUGACUGCCUGUCUGUCUUUAUGCGUGUGCAGAUUUGCAUGUUUUCUGGGCUCGACUCCCCAGCUUAUUUUAGCUGUAAAGCAAGGUCUUAAAGAUCCUGGCAAAUUAUGUAAUAUGCACCACCUUGCACCACCCAACCUGUCCCACUUCUAAACUUUCAAUAGAGUUAAAUUAGGAAAUACCUUUUAACAAUGCAUUGAUCCAGAAGUGGAGGAGUAAAGCAAGUGAAGAGAGUCCUGACAGGGCUUUCAGGAGGAGAACUUAUCUCACCAGCCACACUCAGCACUCCUUCACUGAUCCUGCAAAGCACAAGGUAGUAGGUGGGGUGCACAGUGUGGGAGUGAGGAAAAACAGGACUGAGGCAAGUUGUUUGAUAGCUGCAUUGUUUGUAUCUAACUUGUUCAAAGAGCUUUGUUGAAAGUGUGCUGUUUUAGGAGGUUUAGUGCUUCGAGUGUAUAAACUCAGGAACAGCAUGAGGGAGUUCAGUUAGAGUUCUUUUGGGAAAACCUGCUCUAUCCUGCUGUUGUCAACAUUAGAGAUCAAACAAGACCGGGUAUAGCAAGUACACUGUAGGAUCUUUUUUGACAAGACACUGGAUAAGCAUUGAUUUGUCUGAAACAACCGCCUAAUCUAUUUAAUGACACAAGCACAAACCAGCAGGACUCUUCAACAGCUCCACAGUCAAUCCAAAGACAAGAUUGCAAUGAAACUGGAUGAUCUACGAUGAGCACACCAACUUAAACAAGCACACUGUUUUUGCCUGAGAAGGAGACAGAAACAAACACUGAGACUUGCAGCUCCACGUUUAAAUUUACUCUGGAUUAUAACACUUGAAUUGUCAACACAACACAGAAGAAGAGGAGAAGAGUGGUGCAGCCAAUUAAACUGUGUAUCCGUCCCUGGCGGGGAUGUGCUGUGUGUUACUCUGAGGAGGAGUCGAGUAAUAUACCACAACCCUGCGAAUGAGGGUGGGGCUCUGCCACUGCCACAGACAAAGACCUUGAUAGAGAGAGUUCCGGUGUGAGAACUGGUCAUCUGGGGCCAUUUUGGACCUGCACAGUCCAGCACAGUGUCAAAAGUCACAAUGGGGUGCAACAUGUGUGUGGUUCAAAAGCCUGAAGAACAAUACAGGGUGAUGUUCCAGAAGGGUCACAUAAGCAACAUGCUGUGCUCUUUCGAUGCUGACGGUCGAUUAAAGGUGAAUGGAAAGGAGCUAUCUCGCCUUUCUGGGGAUCCCACCCUGGACAUACGGGACCCCGUGCUGUCCAACAUACUAAGGCGGGGGGCCCGCAGACGAGCAGGCCUAGCGGGAGCCCCUGCAGGGUUAGUGCCAGUGACCAUGGGCAUGGCCGACUGCGUAGACAGCUGCACCCAAACAGACAUCAGCUUCCAGCAUAUGUUGACUCUGGGCAAGAGCAACCAGCAUCCCUGUGGUGCACCACCCCCACCCGACCCUCCGCCGUCCCCUCCGCUACCACCGCUACUGGAGCCAUAUCUAUUCAAUGAACUCUUUAUAGAGCCUGUAUACUAUGACCCCACUGACUACUUCGAUAUCACUCAGCAUGAAGUGGACAGGCAGGAUGAGCUGGAAUACGAGGAGGUGGAGUUGUAUAAGUCUCGUCAGCAGGAUAAACUCGGGUUGACAGUGUGUUACAGAACCGAUGAUGAGGAGGACCUCGGGAUCUAUGUAGGAGAGGUGAACCCAAACAGUAUUGCUGCAAUAGAUGGCCGCAUCCGCAAGGGAGACAGAAUACUACAGAUAAAUGGAGUGGACAUCCAGGACAGAGAGGAGGCGGUAGCUAUUCUCACCAGAGAGGACAGCACUAAUGUCUCCCUGCUCCUCGCACGACCCGAGAUAGAGAAUGACAACCAGCUGGACCCAGAUGAGCUGGAUCUGGAGCCACUGGACAACGCUGUCCAUCUCCCCAGCGGCCACAGAAUGAGGAGCAGCGCCUCUGUACUGGGUGCUGGACCAGGUGGUGUUGCUGGUGGAGGUGUACUAGGUGGUCAUGGUCAAUCAAUUAACAGGGAUUCACCUGAUUUGCUCCAGACGGUGCUGAGCAACAGCCAGGAGCUGGACAGCGGGGUGGGACGGACAGAUGAAAGCACACGUUAUGAGGAAUCUUCAGAACAUGAUCUUCUGGGAGACGACCACACUAGUGCCUCCAAUACGAAUGCCACCAAUACACCUGGCAGCAUGCGCAAGUUUUUUUCCAGCCGAGGGGAAACUCCGCCAUUGCUGCACUCUCAAGACCUCCAGUUCAGUACUGACUCCCUCUUAGGUCUAGACUGUGUUAAUGGAGGAGGGCUGGAACAGAUGGAGCGAUUGGAGAGGGCCUACAUGGCAGAUCCUGUGAGGAUGAUGAUGCCUGGGCUGACUGAGGAGGAGUGUGAGAGGUACAAAGAGCUCUUGGAAAUCAAGUGUUACUAUGAGAAGAACAGUAACGCUCUGCUGCUACUGGGAGAGCAGGGGCAGGCACAGGAAGAAGGAGGUGUCUCACUUGAUGUGAAUAGGAAUGAGAGUCUGACACAGCAUGAGAUGGCCCUUCUGGAAGAGGAGCUGCGUCACUUGGAAUUCAAGUGUCGUAACAUCCUGAGGGCGCAGAAGAUGCAACAGCUGAGGGAGCGUUGUCUGAAGGCUUGGCCUCUCGAGGACAAGAAUGGAGCAAGUGCAGGCGCUGGUGUAGGAGCUGGACGCUUGGAUGUUAGUGGUACUUUAGUCAGUGAGGAGUCAUGUCACCACGCUCUGUCAGAUAUCAAUGAGCUCCCAGAGAGGGAGCGCUCAGAUAAGGACAGUACCAGUGCCUACAACACUGGAGGGGAAAGUUGCAGGAGCACCCCUCUGGUUAAUGAACAGUACCCUUCACACUCCACGCAGAGCCUGGAAAGAGGAGAAUCUCUUCUCUCAGUGGGUAUGCAGCUUCAAACCUCCACUAGGCAAAGAGAGAGAGGAACCAGGGCUGAAAGAGGGGACGGAGUACAAGCAAACCUCAACAAAUCCUACUCUCCCCACAGUCACAGGAAAGCAGCCGAGGGUAAGACAUCCAGCCCGGGAGCUAAGGUUAGAUCCCUGUCCCGGGAUGGAGGAACCAGGAGGGGCUCAGAUGGAGGAGUGAGACGUAACCCCAAAGCCAAUGGAACAGCUGAGAGGGCUGGUGGACGCAGUGCAGAGAACAGCCCUUACCUGUCCCGUCGUCAUCCUGAAACAAAGCUGCCUCAACGCUACCUGAGCUGCAUGCAGUUGAGGUCUCCCUCCACGUCUGAGCGGCUCGCUGGACUCAGAGAAGGCAGCAUGGAGACUGAGGGUGACGCCAGCCCAAUGAGUCUGGGUAGCACGUGUAAAGAUGUUGCCCAGGUCCCAAGUGCACCCAUAUCCUUGUCCCCUCCACUGCUGCCUGCUUCCCCUCGUAUGGAGUGGAAAGUGAAGAUCCGUAGCGAUGGCUCACGCUACGUGGCUAAACGGCCUGUGAGGGAUCGCCUCCUGAAGGCACGCGCCAUGAAGAUCAGAGAGGAGCGCAGUGGCAUGACAACAGAUGAUGAUGCGGUGAGUGAAAUGAAGAUGGGCCGUUACUGGAGCAAAGAGGAGCGCAAGCAGCAGCUGCUAAAGGCCCGAGAACAGCGGCGGCGCAGGGAGUUCAUGAUGCAGAGCCGCCUCGGUUGUCUGAGAGAGCGUGAGAAGGAGCAAGGCAGCGGUGGUGGAGGACAGCAGGGGUCUACAAACCAGCAGGAGCCAACCACCAUCCUGGAGCUGUGCCACCGCAGGAGCAUGAAGAAGCGCAGUCGCAGAAUUCUGGACAACUGGAUCACUAUACAGGAACUACUGGCCCAUGGGUCCAGGUCUGCUGAUGGGAAGAAAGUCUAUAACCCCCUGCUGUCUGUCACCACAGUCUGAGACGAGCAGGGGGAAAAGAGUUGGGGAGUGAUAAAAAAAGUGCCAAAGUGUUUUGAUAGGGCCUGUCAGAUGAACACAAGCUGCUUCAGUACACCUUGGCACAAAUAUUUGUCUGCAAGGAUGCAGCGACAUCAUGAAACACAAAGUGGUUAAGUUGGUGGUAAUAUAAAGUAGCAUACCCAAGGCACCAGCUUAAAAUGUUAUGGAGGGAAAAAAGCUCCUAAACAGAUCUAUCUUCCCAAACAGAAAAGAAACACACAUUUCCAAUAUUGUGGAUUUGAACCUGCAUUUAAGAAAUGCAUUCCAUAAUCACAAAUGCAGAUUUACAAAAAUCGCAAAUUUCAGAAAUGUACUACAGUAUAUUUUAAAAAUUCUGUAUUCCUCUUCCAUUUUAUCUGGCUGGACCUAAACCAGUCAGGAAAAAUGCUUUUCCAGCCAUUGUCAUAAUGCUUUACCUCUCACAGAAUGUGAAUCAUUUUACACAGAAACAUGUACCAGCUUGUCACUGUCAAUGCACAAGAAGUAGACCACAGAUUUUUUGAAGAUAUUCAGAGGGAGUACAGUCAGACGGCUGAAGCAAGGGAGAGAAAUACAUCACCACUUGAAAUCUGUCGUAUUAUAAGAAGGGGAGAUGACACCACCUGCUGUUGAGUCAUUAGAAGAAAGAUAUACAACUGAAAGGUAGAAAAUAUCUUGCAGGUCUCUAUUGUAUUUUAAUUUUUGUGAAAGACAGAACAGAGAAAAACAAAAGUGAGGCUAACAACCAUGCAGCUGUGAAAACUUUGAGGAAAAGCCACUUCUGUGCCAUAAAAUUGUGUAUUUUGUGGACGUUUGUCCAUAAAGGACUUUUUAAUUUUCAAAAGAACAGCGUGUGCCAAUUAAUGUAGAUAUGACUUUUUUUUUUCAUUCCUGCAGUGCUCAUGUUUCGACACAGGAAAUGCAACAUCAUUGUCAGACCACAGAUGCUUUUUGAUAAUGGAGGAGCUGAGCGGUGCCUUCCUGUCAGGCAGACUUGACUGUAGAGCACAAUUUUCAAGGUGAUACAAAAAGGCUGGAAAACUUGUAGCUCAGAGAAAAAUACUGAAGCACAAAACAGCUGACGGGCUUAAUGUUUUUUUAAAGCACAUUGUAUCAUAUAAAGCACAUAAAAUGUUUGAUAUUUCAUUCAAAAAAAACUACAUUUGUCGUGUAAAGGAACAUAAUGCAAUCAAAUAUUUUCUGCUUCAUUUCAUAAAAUGUCCAGACGUCAGUAUGCAAAAUUAUUUAUUUUAAUGUUGACUGUAAACAAGGCUGUUUCAUUGCUAAUUAGAUUAUUCUUGGCUAAAAAAAAAAAAUCCAUUUAUUGGGUUUGCAGCUACUCACAUCAAAAGUGGAUCGACUAUAAUUCUUUUAUAGGUUUUCUUCCCAAACUUGAUUCAAGUUUUCGCUUUUAGAAUUAGCCUCUGGAUAAUAAAAAGAAGAGAGUCCAGGUCUGACUGCAGUUGGAAUGACCAAGAUUGGGGCGACUUACUUACAAAACUAAAUGAACAAAGUCUGCUUUUUUUUUUUUUUUUUUCCUCAUUUGACUUGCAUGCGUGUUUGAUAUUGAGGCCCAUUUUUUUCUCCAUGUACUUAAAGACUAAAAAGCCUUUGACAUACUGUAAUUGUGGAUGUGUCUUUCUAUGAACUUGCUCAAAAUCCUAGCAUAGCCACAUGGUGUACUUGUUUGUUCAAUAUUGUGAUGUCCAGUGUCUGCCAUUUUACAGUGAAAGCUUUUCUAAAUAAAUGCUGUGAUCAUGAAAACUGUUUUUGGUGCUACGUAACUGCCGCUGUGUGCGUUAAGAUU
Molecule: messenger RNA, 7789 nt
Organism: Thunnus maccoyii (southern bluefin tuna)
Lineage: Eukaryota; Metazoa; Chordata; Actinopteri; Scombriformes; Scombridae
Product: PDZ domain-containing protein 4-like
Exons: 8
Coding region: 3157-5964 (935 amino acids)
Molecular function (GO): protein binding
Source: RefSeq, a predicted model, not a curated record